Messenger RNA from Onychostruthus taczanowskii (white-rumped snowfinch), 3583 nucleotides. It is a transcript of the gene SGSM3, whose product is annotated as small G protein signaling modulator 3. NCBI's taxonomy places the organism in Eukaryota, Metazoa, Chordata, Aves, Passeriformes, Passeridae. Gene Ontology annotation, molecular function: protein binding. Bases 201 to 2462 code for a protein of 753 amino acids. The transcript is spliced from 23 exons. The record is from RefSeq and is a predicted model, not a curated record.
CCGGCAGCGGCGUGUGGGGCCGCCGGGUCGGGGCCGGGCGCCCGCCCUGAGGGGACGGCGGUGGCGGCAGCGGCAGCAGGCAGUGGCUGUGGGCUCCGGGACGGCUCUUGAUGUGUCUUCACAGAACUGGGGUGUGACAUCUCACCUCUGUGGACAGCAUUUCUGGACCUGCUGACACCUGUACCACUCAGCCUAGUGCAAUGUCAGGCCAUCACACUCCCUCUGCUGGGGGUCCUUUCUCAGCACUCACACCCAGCAUUUGGCCUCAGGAGAUCCUGGCAAAGUACACACAGAAAGAAGAAUCCGUCGAGCAGCCAGAGUUCCGCUAUGAUGAAUUCGGUUUCCGAGUUGACAAGGAAGAUGGUGCUGAGCCAAACUCCAGCAAGCUUCUGGGGGUCCCACUGACAGAGGAGCCACAGCAGAGGCUCAAAUGGCAGGCUCAUCUGGAAUUCACACACAACCAUGAUGUGGGCGACCUCACCUGGGACAAAAUUGAGGUCACCCUGCCACAUUCAGACAAGCUGCGCUCCCUGGUGCUGGCCGGCAUCCCACAUAGCAUGAGGCCACAGCUGUGGAUGCGCCUUUCAGGGGCUUUGCAGAAGAAGAGGAACUCAGAGAUGUCAUAUCGAGAUAUUGUGAAGAACAGCUCUAACGAUGAAACCAUUGCUGCCAAACAGAUUGAAAAGGACUUGCUACGCACAAUGCCCAGCAACGCCUGCUUCUCCAACAUGAACAGCAUCGGGGUGCCACGGCUGCGCAGGAUACUACGGGGACUUGCCUGGCUCUACCCAGACAUUGGAUAUUGUCAGGGCACUGGCAUGGUGGCUGCCUCUCUGCUACUCUUCUUGGAGGAGGAAGAUGCCUUCUGGAUGAUGUGUGCUAUCAUUGAGGAAUUGGUUCCUGCCUCCUACUUCAGCACCACCCUCAUGGGUGUGCAGACAGACCAGCGUGUCCUGCGGCAGCUCAUCGUGCAGUACCUGCCCCGCCUGGACAAGCUGCUUCAGGAGCACGACAUUGAGCUCUCCUUGAUCACCUUGCACUGGUUCCUCACCUCUUUUGCUAGUGUUGUCCACAUCAAGCUGCUGCUGCGUAUUUGGGACCUCUUCUUCUACGAGGGCUCUCUGGUGCUGUUCCAAGUCACUUUGGGCAUGCUAAGUAUGAAGGAGGAUGAGCUGAUCCAGUCUGAGAACUCUGCCUCGAUCUUCAACACGCUGUCAGACAUCCCGAGCCAGAUUGAAGACGCAGAUGUGUUGCUGCGAGAGGCCAUGCGCGUGGCUGGCUCGCUGACGGACGUGGCGGUGGAGACCCAGCGCCGCAAACACCUGGCCUACCUCAUCGCUGAGCAGGGGCAGCUGCUCAACUCCAGCACCACGGUCAACAACCUAUCCAAAAUUGUGCGACGCAGGACUCAGCGCAGGAAAUCCGGCAUCACCUCUCUGCUUUUCGGGGAUGAUGAUCUGGAGGCACUGAAAGCCAAGAACAUCAAGCAGACAGAGCUGGUGGCUGACCUGCGUGAGGCCAUUCUCCAGGUGGCACGGCACUUUCAGUGUGUGGAUCCCAAGAACUGCAUAAUUGAUCUGACCCCAGACUACAGCAUGGAGAGCCACCAGCGGGACCACGAGAACUACGUGGCCUGUUCCCGCAACCGGCGCCGCCGAGCCAAGGCACUGCUGGAUUUUGAGCGCCACGAUGACGACGAGCUGGGCUUCCGCAAGAACGACAUCAUUACGAUCAUUUCCCAGAAGGAUGAGCACUGUUGGGUGGGGGAGCUGAAUGGACUGAGAGGUUGGUUUCCUGCAAAAUUUGUGGAGAUCUUGGAUGAGCGGAGUAAAGAGUACUCCAUCGCUGGAGAUGACUCUGUCACAGAGGGAGUGACAGACUUGGUGCGAGGGACACUCUGUCCAGCCUUGAAGUCCAUAUUUGAACAUGGAUUGAAGAAGCCAUCUCUGCUGGGGGGUGCCUGCCACCCUUGGCUGUUCAUUGAAGAGGCUGCAAGCCGGGAAGUGGAACGGGACUUUGACUCCGUGUAUUCUCGCCUUGUGCUCUGCAAGACUUACAGGCUUGAUGAAGAUGGCAAAGUCCUCACUCCAGAGGAGCUGCUUUACCGGGCGGUUCAGGCUGUGAACAUGACACACGAUGCUGCACAUGCACAGAUGGAUGUGAAGCUUCGUUCUCUUAUCUGUGUUGGACUCAACGAGCAGGUGCUGCAUUUGUGGCUGGAGGUGCUGUGCUCAAGCCUGCAGACUGUGGAGAAGUGGUUCCAUCCCUGGUCGUUCCUGCGCAGUCCUGGGUGGGUGCAGAUCAAAUGUGAGCUGAGAGUCCUCGGCAAAUUUGCUUUCAGCCUCUCUCAGGACUGGGAGCUGCCAAUAAAGAGGGAGGAGAAGGAGAAGAAGCCACUGAAAGAAGGGGUGCAAGACAUGCUCGUGAAGCACCAUCUCUUCAGCUGGGACAUAGAUGGGUGACCCCCACCCUGCCCCAUCCUGGGGACCUUCUCAAUGGCCACACUCCUCUCCUCCACCCCAUCAUGUCUCACCCCCUGCCCUUCCCCACCCCACCCACUUGUAUCUGUGACAAAAUCCCCCCUGGGGGCUGCCAAACCACCUGGGACAGAUGGAGCAGUGCCAGGAGGCUGAGCUGCAGACCCGAGGGGGCUGAUGGUUGAGGGUGAUGCUGCAAAGGGACAAGUGUGUUCUGGCUACUAAAAGCAAGUGCCCCCUCCCAGUUUUCCACAUCUCUGCCACCCCUAUCUUCUGCUUUCCUCGGCCCUGCCUCCCCAGCAGUGCCCAGGGGAGCAGCCUGGCUGGAGGCAUUGUGCUCUGCCCCAUGGGCCAGCAGUCACCUGUGGGGAUGUGAGCAUUCUGUGGCUGGAGCUGUGGGGAAGAGAUGGCCCUUUUGGGGUGGCUUUGAUCCAUGAGAGCUGGUGCCACUGACAGUUGGCACUGCAGCUGCGUGGGGAAUUGGGCUGGUGAGAGACUCACUGCUGUACAGGAGCAGCGAGAGCACAUCCCCUCCCCAUGGCGGCCAAGGGCUCCCCUCUGCUAGGGAGACAUGUACAAGUUCCUUUGACUUGGAGCUAAGAAGGGGGAACUGGCAUCAGUUUCAUCCCACCUCCCUGGCACUGGUGUGGGGUGUUGACAGGAGUUGCCCAAAUUUACCAGCCUGUUACCACUGUAACAGCCUUAGGGGAUGGUCAUUGUCUACUCUGGGAGCAGACAAAAACCACCUCUCCUCUAAACAAGAGUAUUUCAUGCUGUCAUUUUAGUCUUGAGAUGAUUUUUACUGUUAACCAAAAAGCUGUAAAUUUACUCCAGGAACAUGUAUAUUUUGGCACCGUUGUAGCUCAGGACAAGGUUUAGGUUGGAGCUGGCUCAGGGAGACUAACUCGUCCUCCGUGCCCUGCGAUGGCAACGGGGAGGUGGGUCAGGAGUGGAGAAUUGCUGCUUUGUGGUGGUGGCUCUGGAUACGGAGUCUGUGACUUUCUACUGAAAGCGCUUGUCUGUGAGCACAAACUACUGAUGGGAUGACACUAGAUUCUUACUUUCCUUUAUUUGGUGGGUUUGUAAAUAAAAACUGCGUCUUGGGA